This is a messenger RNA of Pseudophryne corroboree (corroboree frog), 2127 nucleotides long. It is a transcript of the gene LMBRD1, whose product is annotated as LMBR1 domain containing 1. Gene Ontology annotation, cellular component: lysosomal membrane. The transcript is spliced from 16 exons. The coding region runs from base 24 to 1640 and encodes 538 amino acids. Gene Ontology annotation, biological process: protein localization to lysosome. Lineage: Eukaryota; Metazoa; Chordata; Amphibia; Anura; Myobatrachidae. The record is from RefSeq and is a predicted model, not a curated record.
CGGUAGAAGCAGGAAGCGCGAAGAUGGCGGCCGGGCAGUCGGAGCUGUUGAUCGGAUGGUGUGUGUUCGGGCUGCUGCUCCUGGCCAUUUUUGCUUUUUGCUGGGUUUACGUCCGAAAAUACCAAAGUCGUCGGGAAAGUGAAGUGAUUUCUACUAUUACAGCAAUCUUUUCGCUAGCUAUUGCUCUGAUCACCUCUGCGCUGCUGCCUGUGGACAUUUUUCUGGUCUCUUUUAUGAAGUAUGAAAAUGGCACGUUUAAGGACUGGGCAGAAAAUAAUACCACACGCUCUCAGAUAGAGAAUACUGUUUUAAUUGGCUAUUACACCUUUUAUUCGGUGAUUCUGUUCUGUGUAUUUUUAUGGAUACCAUUUGUAUAUUUUUACUAUGAAGGAAAGGAUGAAGAGGACAGUAAUCACUGCUCGCAAAUAAACAGUGCUCUGAAGUACACAUUUGGAUUCAUUCUAGUGUGCGCAUGUCUACUUCUUGUUGGAGCAUUUGUUCCCCUUGAUAUUCCUACAAACAAAAAUAUCACUGAAUUUGAUAAAAUCAAGAUCAUAUUUCAAGAACUUGGCAGCAGUCGUGGUUUGGAUGCAUUGUCAUUCUCCAUUAGUUCCUUAACCUUGAUUGGAAUGUUAGCAACUAUCACCUACACCGCUUAUGGCAUGUCUGCCCUGCCUUUGAUCUUGAUUAAAGGUACAAGAAAUGCACAUUAUGAACGUUUGGAAAACACUGAAGAUAUUGAAGAGGUGGAACAGCAAGUUGCAAGAUUGAAAUCAAAGUGCAAGGAUGGCAGACCAUUAUCAAGUAAGGACAGACAAAGCCUUUAUAAACUUGAAGAAAAGCUGAAGACGUUGCAAAGGAGAGAGCGACAUCUUGAAUAUCAUGAAAAGAAUUGCUGGACGAAAUGUUGUAGUAUCAUGCGGCCAUUUAAGAUCGUUUGGGGCAUAUUCUUUAUCCUUGUGGCCCUUUUGAUCAUAGUAUCACUCUUUCUUUCCAACCUUGAUAAAGCUCUUCAUUCUGCUGGCAUUGACACAGGAUUCAUUAUGUUUGGCACCAACAUUACAAAUCCAUUGAAUAUUCUUCUUCCAGUUCUGCAAAGGGUUUUCCCUCUUGAUUAUAUCCUGAUUACAGUCAUCAUCAUGUACUUUGUAUUUACUUCAAUGGCUGGUAUCCGGAACAUGGGUGUAUGGUUCUUUUGGCUGCGGUUGUAUAAAAUUAGAAGGGGACGCACGAGACCUCAAGCACUUCUGUUCCUCUGCAUGAUCCUUUUAUUGAUUGUCCUGCACACUAGCUACAUGAUUUACAGUCUGGCACCACAAUAUGUCAUGUAUGGAAGCCAAAAAUAUAUUGCACAGAGUAACAUCAGUUUUGAAACCAGUUUUGGAAAUUCCUCAACUUUCGCUUCUGUAGAUUGCAAUGCUAAUGCCCCUGAAGAUGAAUGUACAGUGACCCGAACAUACCUUUUUUUGCACAAGUUUUGGUUCUUCAGUACUGUCUAUUACUUUGGAAACUGGGCAUUCAUUGGCGUUUUCAUUAUUGGACUGAUUGUGUCGUGUUGCAAAGGAAAGAAAUCGGUUAUUGAAGGAGAAGUGGAGGAUGAUGAUUCUGACCUGAGUGAUGAUGAUCUUCCAUACGCAUAAGUGUAACGUGAAAUAUUCUCAAAUUCGCUACAAAAGAGAGUUUACAUUGCAUUGAAAUAAAAAAAUGCAAAUGUGUUUUUGAUUUACGUUAGACUAAUCAUGUGAAUAUAUAAUUUGAUGGGCUUAUAUUCAACAUUAAAGUAUUACUAAAUGAUUUUUGCAAGAAAAUAAAGUAUUUACAAAAUAUUUUUUACGGUGGUGGAAAUGUACAGUAUAUAAUCUCUGAACUGCAUUGCUAUGCAAAUUAAUGUCAAUUAUAACCUUACUGUUAAACCUUAUUAAGUCUUUAUUUCAAGAAUAAGUUUGUUCCCAAAGGGUUACAAUUAUAAUUUAAUGUGCAUCUAAUAGUUUAAUUUGAUUAACCGUUUUACAGUUUGUAGAUUGGUUCGUCUCCUUUCAAAUUCGCUGACAUUUUAGUUUAUACAAGUUGAAAUUUGAUGACUUUUCUAUUGCCAAUAAAACAACACUAUGUCUUGUCUGUGGUCAA